GGAUUAGAUAGAAUUGAUCAACGUUCACGCCCGUUGUCAAAAACUUAUUCGUAUCCUGAACCCGCAGGUUAUGGUGUGGACGUCUAUGUUGUUGAUACAGGAAUUGACAUCGAUCAUCCAGAAUUCGAAGGACGCGCAAGUUGGGGUAUAACCACUACUAAACGAAAUAUGGAUAAGGAUGAAAAUGGGCAUGGCACUUUUUCACUUGAUAAUGAAGGAACUGGCUCGGUUGAAAGUGUUCUUUAUGGACUUCAAUAUGUGAUUCAAAGUCAUUUGGCUAAAGGUGGUAAAGGAAAAACAGUCGCAAACUUAUCUCUUGGAUCUGAAUAUAAUAGGGCAGUGAAUCUUGCAGUCAGUGAAUUGGUCAAGCAUGGAAUAAUAAUAACAACAGCAGCGGGAAAUGGAAUCGAAGGAAAAGGAGUCGAUGCAUGUCAUGUAUCACCAGCGAGUGCUCGAACAGCAAUAACUGUUGGGUCCACUACUCCAACAGAUCAUAUUUCGAGCUUCUCGAAUUAUGGUGAAUGUGUGAAUUUAUUUGCUCCAGGUCAAGAAAUUCUUUCUUCUUAUCCUUUUCCAUCAAACGGUUCUUCAAUUAAAUCAGGAACAUCAUUUGCUUGUCCUUAUGUUACCGGCGUGGUUUCAUUAAUCCUUUCUGAAUUGAAUCCACAACAAAUAUCCCUCUUGUCAAUCAAAUC
Messenger RNA from Racocetra persica, 695 nucleotides. NCBI's taxonomy places the organism in Eukaryota, Fungi, Glomeromycota, Glomeromycetes, Diversisporales, Gigasporaceae. The record is from the annotation of a GenBank genome assembly.